ACUAUUGCGAAGUAGAGAACGAAACCACGCUUUUGUCACUCGCACCUGCGCUUCCAGUUUAUCCAAAAUUAGGCCAAAUGUACUGAGAAGCUUUCUCAAAGCACUACUGUACGCAACCGGACACCAACUAAACUGCACUGGCAGGCUCGCCCUACCCUCACCAAUGCUCUCUCAGCCUGGCCCACUGACGUUUACACGAACCUGACUACCAAAUGUCAGCCCCAGGUCGACCUGCGUGUAAACGUACCUGUUCACAACACCUCCUCGGCACCGGACGGAGACCGCUGCUGCAGUUCUAUCGCAACUGCAAGCAGGGAUUCAGAGGGUUUUUUCCUCAUAUUGUCUGCGUCAUCGUCGUUGGAUUAGUACUGUCGACCUUCGACCUCCGCGGUCACGCGGCAGCUGCUGAGAAGAGCAUCGGCGACAUCCUCCGGAAAGGCGGCUACCGCGAGGACUUUGCCGGUGCAGCGCGCAUGAACAAGUUCGCGCUCGCCUUCAGGAUCGCCAACAAUAUUGUGUGCGGCCGGUGCAACUCAACGGGUAAAGAUGAGUAUUGUUUUCCCAAGUUGGCGAAGAGCAAAGAAAAUUGUGACAGAGAAGAUGCCUACUACGAUACCAAUAUAGAACACCAGUUGGACAAAUUUUUGCCCUGCCUGAUGCGUUACUCCAACGAAACGACCCUGCUGUGUCUCAUGGAAACACCGAUGGGCAUUCCACCUCCAGAUAAAGCUGACGUCGAAGACACAACGCAGCCGGAGGACGAGCCCACCACAACAGGCAGCGGCGUCGAAGGAGCAGAAACUGGGGAAGACGAGGCAGCGGGUGAAAUCGAACGCGAGGAGCGAGUCAUUCCCGUCAGGCGGCAGGAGCUGGUGGACAUCGUGUCGCAGGCCAAGAUCACCCGCGUCAUCAUCGGCGAGCAGCUCGCGGGCCCAGCCGCAAGGCGCCGUCGAAUUCUGGUUCGCCAUAAGCGCCCAUAAGCACAUGCUUGCGGAAACUGCAUGAAUCGCCAGAACAUCUAGUGAAGCAGACGAACAAUAAACAAACGAAUAAUCUGACAUAAGAACAAAAAGAAAACAAGACAAACCGAAAA
Messenger RNA from Dermacentor albipictus, 1093 nucleotides. RefSeq lists its product as uncharacterized. The record is from RefSeq and is a predicted model, not a curated record. Lineage: Eukaryota; Metazoa; Arthropoda; Arachnida; Ixodida; Ixodidae.